UAAAGGGUCCGUCGUGCAUCCGCCGGGUCAUAUCCGUUCUCAGCACAUAUCACUACAGUCACCUUCAUGCCCAACCAGUUUUUUCCACUGAUAUGUAAAUGUGAUUAAAGUUAGAAGAGAUUUCAAUGAGACAUUUCGGGAAGAGUGAUGUCUCGACUGGCCAAGAAAUCACAAGCUGUUUGCACGGACCUGCCUUUGGAAACUAAUGACAUCUUGGACAAAGUUCAUCUUCUGGGUCAGCUUUUUAGAUCUUGUUUUGGUCCUUCGGGGAGACUAAAACACGUCCACAACAACAUCGGAGGGCAAGUUGUGACCACGUCAACGUCAUCACUUCUACUUGCAUCCAUUUCCUCAUCACAACCGCUCCUAAAUCUCAUUUUAGCCUCCGUUCGCAAUCACGUCUGUCGUUUCAGUGACUGCGGCUUGUUCGCAGCCAUAGUUUGUGUGGCUCUUAUUGAAGGAGUCAAACAGCUUGACCUUAAAGGAAAGGUGACCACCGGUGUGUACAAACACCUGUUGGGUCUGUGCAUUAGUUACCUCCAACAAGAAGACUGUGGCUGUAAAGUGAGGCUCGAUUUUUGCAGCAGCGAUGACUUGAUCACGUUGGCUCGCAGUGUUCUCUGCAGCAAACCAGCCUGCAGGCUAACAGAGCACGAAGCUCUUCACAUCAGCAGGUUAGCUGUGCAAGCAUUUUUACUCACAGUACCUUCCCACAGCAAUGGCGUAGUAACUCUAGGCACGACCCUGAUUGUGCCCAUUGAUGGCCUUCCUGUGAUGGACUCUGCAGUGUUUCCAGGCAUAUUAGUAGACAUGCCGAAUGGCUAUGAGUACUCAGAAAUGAGGACUCCCCCCGCUAUUCCCCUGCGAAUGGUAUUGUUCAGUACAUCCCUAGCUGGAGAUCUUUCCGAACUAGGAGAUGGAACAAUUGAGGUGCACCGCGGUGCAGACAUGGACUCUGACAUCCUGAAUCAGCUCCUUGGGAUUGGCAAACGGGCAGUGGAAGAUGGUGUUAAGAUAUUCAUGUGCCAGAAGGUUAUCCACCCGGUCUUGCAGCAAUACCUAAGGAGUCACGGCAUCAUAGCCAUAGAGCGAGUGGGGAUUAAUCUCAUGCAGCCUCUUACGCAACUCACAGGGUCCCAACCAGUGGCAACGUUGCACACGAUAAUCCCUCCUCAAGCCUAUGGAAAGGUGGGGAUUACCACUUCUAGACAGUUUGGAUCCAAGACAAUGCUGCAUUUAUACCCGUCUGAGGAGUCGGUGAUCUGCACCACAGUCCUCUGUCACAGGAACGAGACCAUGUUAAAUGAAUUGAAGGUGGCGUGCCAGAAGACGGAGCAUGUUUUGCGGCUCGCCCUGAAGGAACCGUUUGCUUUGCUCGGAGGUGGGUGCACAGAGACCCACUUAGCUGCGUACAUCAGACAACAGUGUGAUGCAGCUGGAAGUGCAUCAAUGCUCGGCUGCUCACAGGCAGAAUACCUGCUUGGAGUGGAGGCGUUCUGCAGCUCUCUCGAUUCGGCGGCUGCAUCGCUACAGCACGACAGUGAGAGUUCUCUCAUUGAUCUGACUUGCGCUCACCAUUGGACUCUCCCAGAGGACGCAGAGGCUUGCUUCAGCAGCUGUGGCUGCGGACUGAUGAAAAGUGACCAAAGUCCAACGUGGAGCCACUUGAACACUAAAUACCCAGUGUUCUCCCCGGGGUCAGUGUCUGGAGGCGAUAAGGUGAAGCCAUGCUUGCUCGACUCUUUCACAGCAAAGCUCAACGCUUUACAAGUUGCAGUAGAAACCGCAAAUGUUGCCCUCGAUGUGCGAUAUAUAAUACAAGAUAUGAACUAACUCAAAAAGGGCAAGAGCGGUUUGCGACAAGCAUAUUGUGGUGAUAUUAUGAGUUUUUCUACAUUUAAAACAGUUCAUUGUGGUCUACAUAACAUGCAAUGUUGGUGCUUUAGUCCAAAUGUUGCAUAGAUUGUUUUACAGACCGUUUUCAAGGCGCUUUACAAGUUGCGGUAGAAACCGCAAACGUUGCCCUCGAUGUGCGAUAUAUAAUACAAGAUAUGAAUAGGGAUGAUGUUCGAAACUGGUUCUCCCGAUUGUUCGAUAAGAAAAGAACCGAUUCCAUGGAUUCGAAUCCCUUUUUGAAAACCGGUUCCCGUUAUCAAAGCCACUAUACCGUAUUUUCGCGACCAUAGGGCGCACGGUAUUAAAAGGCGCUGUGUCAGUUACGGGUGCUAUUUCUGUAUUUAACGCAUAAAUAAGGCGCAGCAUAUUUUUGGGCCAGUGACGUGCGGUGAGGUUCAUGGCUGGUGAGGCACUGACUUCAUCACAGUCAGAUUUACAAACAUAUGAACCCUAAAGAGUAUCUUAUUCACCAUUUGAUUGGCAGCAGUUAACGGGUUAUGUUUAAAAGCUCAUACCAGCAUUCUUCCCUGCUUGGCACUUAGCAUCAAGGGUUGGAAUUGGGGGUUAAAUCACCAAAAAUGAUUCCCGGGCGCGGCGCCCCUGCUGCCCACUGCUCCCCUCACCUCCCAGGGGGUGAUCAAGGGGAUGGGUCAAAUGCAGAGGACAAAUUUCAUUACACCUAGUGUGUAUGUGACAAUCAUUGGUACUUUGACUUAACUUUAACUUUACACAUACAAACUGUAGCACACAAAAAAGCAAAUUUAAAUAAAAAAAAAACUUUAUUAUGGUCUUACCUUUACUUAUAAAUGAAGUCCAUGCGCCGCUCCUUCUGAACAAAAGCAUCAAUAACUUGUUUAUAGAAGUCUUCCUUAUCUUUCUUCAGUUUUAAAAGUCUCUCUGUCUCGAUGGAGAUAUUCCUUUAAUUAUUACCUCCUGCUUCGAUUGAAAGUCCAGUUUAGAAAACUGUUUUAUUUUAGAUAUGUAAUCCUCCAUGUUAAAAGUCCAGGCGAGAGGAAAAAAUAAACGACCGCUGCUAACUGUUGCUGCUUGUUGUCACUUAUUCUGCAGCCGAGUAGUCGCAGAAAUGAUCCCUGGGAUCACUAGCACCCUCUACCACCAUGAGGCGGGAUUACUGCAAGCCUCAGCCAGUGCAUCUUCGCAGCCGUUUUAUGAUUGCUCAGCACAAGAAAUACGUUACACACAUACAGUUGUUGACAAAAUACACUGUACAUUAUAUACUGUACCUCAGCUACCUAAACUAUGGAAAUGUAUAAUAUAAUUCAUAUAGCAAUACGGUCUCACUGCACAGCAGGCCAGCAGUUAGCCGAGUCAUUGCGCAAUCCAUGGUGAGGCUCAACUGGCUGGUGACUCACCGCAAGUCUCUUUUCAGUAUUUGAACGGCAAAUGUGAAAAUUCAGCGAUUUUGAAUAAAAAUAAUCUAAAACUAGUGAAGUUAAAUGGAAAAUAACUUUAUAGUAUAAUCACUGGAUACAUAUAACAAUUUAAUUUUUUUUUUUCUUUUUACAUUUUUUUUCUUUCCAUGAUGGCACGUGAGGCCCCGCCUCACCUGCCUCCCCUGACUGCACAUCACUGUUUUGGGCGCAGGCAUGGUUAAACAUACGCUAGCUUAAAACAUACGGUAGCAUGCAUGGACGCUAGGGGUGUAACGGUACGUAUAUUUGUAUUGAACCGUUUCGGUACGGGGGUUCCGGUUCGGUUCGGAGGUGUACCAAACAAGUUUCCACACGGACAUAUGAAGUAGCCGCCUAAGCUAAAGUCUUAACAAGCUGCUCUGCUUUCUGCCUCCUACACAGCACCCAGCAUUGUCCCACACACACAACCAUCUGAUUGGUUACAACCAUAGCGGUAACAGCCAAUCAGCAGUGCGUAUUCAGAGCGGUAACAGCCAAUCAGCAGUGCGUAUUCAGAGCGCUUGUGGUAGGGUUAGCAGAUAGGUGUUUAGCAGGUGAGCAUCAGGCAGCGGACUCUCCCCAUAUUAAAAUAAACACCUCCCAGUCAACUACUAGUAACAUCACUAUGAGCCCGUUGACGUUCUAGAAACAAACUGCAUUUCAGCUCGCUCGCAGUCCUGGCUUGAGGUGAAGGCUUAUUAGCUUUUAGCGUAACGUUAGCUCAUUUUGCGGUGUGUGUGUGUGUGUGUGUGUGUGUGUGUGUGUGUGUGUGUGUGUGUGUGUGUGUGUGUGUGUGUGUGUGUGUGUGUGUGUGUGUGUGUGUGUGUGUGUGUGUGUGUGUGUGUUAGCUCAUUGUGAGGUGUGUGUGUGUGUGUGAUAAAAAUCAACUACAGGCUUCCCAAAUGCUGUAAUAAAUUAAGCAUGAUGACUUGACUUGAAACUGUUUAAUGUUGCCCUUUUUAUAUGUAGAAGAAAAGUUUUGUCAUUUUAUUUAAUCUGAGCAACAACUUGAGGCAGUUUAAUGUUGAUUAACGUGGGCAGAAUUAUUAUAGUGUUCCUAAUGUUAAAAGGAUAAAGCCAUUGUUUACAAAUUUGGUAAAUAAAUAACCAAAAAAUUUACAUAUUUUGUUGUUUUCUUACUGUACCGAAAAUUAACCGAACCGAGACCUCUAAACGGAGGUAUGUACCGAACCGAAAUUUUGGUGUACCGUUACACCCCUAAUGGACGCUGUUUUAAAAAGGCAGCAGGAGCAAAGCUGAGUUUGGUUGUACUUUAUUGAAGUAUUUAUCAAUAUACUCACAUUAUUUUUUGAUCAAUCCUCAUCCACAAAUCCAUCAAAGUCCUCAUCUUCUGUGUCCGAAAUGAACAGCUGGGCAAGUUCUCCAGCAAACACGCCGGAUUCACUCACAUUUUCAAAGUCAGUCUCGUUGUCCCUUAGCAUAGCAAGCUAGCACAACAGUAAAAGCCGACUUCUCUUGCCCCGUUGUGCGUAUGGAUUCGCUACCGUGCUGGUCCCCUUCUGGAUGUCGAAAGUGAGCGGCACCUCGUCCAUGUUGGUGAUGUGUUUGUCGGCAAUUUUUUUAUGUACAACGCACAUAGCAGCACUAUAUGCUCACUGGGGGUGUGCCUUUAGCGUCCUCUCUCAACUGAAACCUUCACCCUAUAACGGCCGCAUGCUGUCCUCAGUCACGUCCGCUUUUCUUCCAUAUAAACAGCGUGCCGGCCCAGUCAUAUAACACCUAUGGCUUUUGGAACACUCAGUGCACACACAACAACCUACUGUAUCUGGAUUCGAUAAGAGAUUCGAUAAGGACUCGGUUCGAUAAGAGGAAUUGAUAAUGGGCUUGAACUCGAUAAUUUCUUAACGAACAUCAUCCCUAGAUAUGAACUAACUCAAAAGGGCAAGAGCGGUUUGCGACAAGCAUAUUGUGGUGAUGUUAUGAGUUUUUCGACAUUUAAAACAGUUCAUUGUGGGUCUACAUAACAUGCAAUGGUGGUGCUUUAGUCCAAAUGUUGCAUAGAUUGUGUUUUACAGACCAUUUUCAAGGCGCUUUACAAGUUGCGUCAUUUUGUGGGUGGUCUUAUUUACGUGCUGAGGCCCUUCUCAAAGCCAAGCCCGCUUUGAUUGCGUCUCCAUCACGUCAGCCAAGUUGUAUUUUUUUUGUCGCUUUCAUAAUCAAGUCUACUGACAGAAAUAAGUUAGAACAGUGGUUCUUAACCUUGUUGGAGGUACCGAACCCCACCAGUUUCAUAUGCGCAUUCACCAAAUCCUUCUUUAGUGAAAAAUAUAUAUUUUUUUUUUUUUCAAAUUCAAGACAAAAGUUAUAUGUUUUUUUACUGGUGCACAAAAUGAACCGUGCAUGAACAUCACCUUGUUCAAAGAACAAAACCAACAUAGUACAUGAACUCACAACAAAUUACACACCUGCAAAUCAGUUUGACUUCUGCUGUUGCCGUAUCCAUAAUAUGCAGAUAGGGAGAAGUUUUUAUGUACACGAUGAGUCGGGUGUGGCUUGAGGCUCCACCGAACCCCUGAGGCCGACUCACCGAACCCCUAGGGUUCGAUCGAACCCAGGUUAAGAACCACUGAGUUAGAACUAUAUGCUACUUUUUAUUUGAAAUGUCGAUGGCGGAGCAUUAUAGCAUGCAUGUAUGAGCCAUUCUGCCCCACAACAAGAGGAUGGAGGAAAAGAAGGAACUUUAAUGACUGCAACUUUGGAAUACAACUGAAUAAAAAUUGCGGACUCGAGCAAAGCUCAAAAAGGUUUCUCUAAGCUUACAUAUGGUAGGAUACAACAUAACAUGAAUUCAGUCCUGCACAUGUCUCACAUUUUUAUUGAGGAGUUUGCAACAAUAAUACACACUUCUAAGAAUAUGACUGCCCUUGGAACUUUUUCCACGAAUGUAAAUAGUAACGUAGAUCCCACCCACUUUAGUGAUGUUAAGAAAUGGCAGUGGCAUGCCCACCGUACUUGCUCUACCUUGCAGGUUAAAAAUAAAAGUGUGAAUAAAUAAUCAUAUUCAUAUUCAUGUUAGCAUUUACAAAAGCUAUCAAAUAGCGCUCUGUAGUUUACAACCAAUAAUUAGCGGUGCUCGCUGCCAGCUUGCAAUUAGCAGUGCUAUACUGUAUUGAGUAUCCUAGUAUUGCUCGAUAAAAAGGUACCUGUUGGAGCACAAUUUUAUACAGGUUGAGAUCCCCCUUCUGUCUGUCCAGGGCCGGCCCGUGGCAUCGGCCGUAUAGGCAAAUGCUAAGGGCGCCGUCCAUCAGGGGGCGCCACGCCAGUGCCACAAAUAUUGGAGGGGAAAAAAAAGUUGGUACUAUUAUUUCUAAAUACAUAAAAUAAUCCCACGUUAAUUAAAAUGCAAAGUAAAGCCUAUUUAAUAGAAAUAUUAUUUGUUACAACAUUACGCCCCCCCUCCCCCGGCACGGUGCGCCCCCUCCCUUCCCGUAUCAUGACUCUUUUUGGACGUCACCACAUAAAAAAAUCAACACAAGAUGUCAAAACGGCCAAAACUGUCAGGUGCCCAGGGAAGAAAAAAGAGAAAAGAAGAGGAGAAACGAGAAAAAGACAGAGGUAGCAGGUAGGUAACGUUAGCCUACAUGAAAUUAUUUGUCUUUUACAGAAUGUGAUAGUAACCUGGCUUUUUAGCAUUAAGCUAAUGUUACAUGAUUCGUCAAUUGCUAAUCAAUAAAUAGCUAGUUCUGUUUUAACGUCGGGUUAAUAUUGUGGAGGGGGCUAAAUUGUUAUGGAAAAUAAUAAUGUAACGUUAGGUAAUUACAGUACUCCCUGGUGUACAGUAAUUUGUAAGUCAUUCUAGUUAAUGCAAUAUUAAAAAGCACAAAUAGAGAACUCUGUAGGAUCCCCUUUUUUUUGUAAUAUAGUUGUUAAAGUCAUACUGGUUUGAUAUCUUGUUUUGUGCAGUGCCUUAUUUAUAUUGUAUUUUUAAUGUAUUUUAUGCAACUUGUUGACACAUUUUAUUUUGUGUUUAUGUAUGUAAAAAUAUUGUAUUUCAUGUAUUCAUUUUUUAUUUUUUGUAUUGAUUUAUUUAUCCAUAUUUUUUUUAUCUUGUUAACUAUUCUGAUUGUUAAUUUGCUUUCUUUAAGUAAAAAAAAAGGUCAAAGAUAAAGCUAUUCGGUUUCUUGUGAGUAUAUACACUUCACUGCCGAUGUGGGGGGGCGCCACCUAAAAUCUUGCCUAGGGCGCCAGAUUGGUUAGGGCCAGGCCUGUGUCUGUCUCACCACUAGUUUUGUGGUUCUUGAGAGAGAGCGGUUAAUAGGAUGCCACCUUCGCUGAAUCCUUAGGACCAAUAACUGUCUCAUUGGACAAUUGAAAUCUAGUAAGACAAGCGUGUAGCACUCCUGCAUCAUAUCCAUGCAUGAUGUUUUCAACGUGACUCACUGUCACCACACUUGAUGGGUACACCUGCAAUUUACACUUGCUAUUCAGCUUUGGAGAGUAAAAUUAGCUUGAACACAAAUACACAUCUAUGCAGUAUUUGGCUCUGCAGCCCUUACUGACAUAUUAAUGCUUCUCAAAGUAAAAAUGGGAUCAAAGCUUUUCGAUACUUUGGGUAGUCCUUGAAUUUCCUCUUGUAAAACCUACAAAACAGCAAAGUAGACACUAUCACUCAGUUGGUAUGUCGUAUACUUAGCAUAUACACAGUACAGGCCGAAAGUUUGGAUACAACUUCUCAUUUCAAUUUUUUUCUUUAUUUUCAUGACAAUUUACAUUGUAGAUUGUCACUAAAGGCAUCAAAACUAUGACACCUGUGAAGUGAAAACCCUUUCAAGUGACUACCUCCUGAAGCUCAUCAAGAAAAUGCCAAGAGUGUGCAAAGCAGUAAUCAGAGCAAAGGGUGGCAAUUUUGAAGAAACUAGAAUACAAAACAUGUUUUCAAUUAUUUCACUUUUUUUGUUAAGUACAUAACUCCACAUGUGUUCAUUCAUAGUUUUGAUGCCUUCAGUGACAAUCUACAAUAGUCAUGAAAAUAAAGAAUUCUCAUUGAAUGAGAAGGCGUGUUCAAACUUUUGGCCUGUACUGUAUAUUGGUCCAGCCUGGGGCUCGAUCCAGUGAUUGAGAGAUGGAAGCACAAGCCAAUGAGCUAAAAGCCUGAGUUGUUGUAUAGCGCAACUCUUUCGGCGUCAGGGAGUGAGGUUUACCAACACACUCUACAUACAGUGUAGUACAGUUAAAGGGGAACUACACGUUUUAUAGAAUUCUGCCCCUCGUUCACAAUCCUUAUGUGAGACAAGAACGCAUGUCUUUCCCUUUGCUGUGUAUUCUGAUUAUUUAAAAAACUGGUGAUGGGAUUUAUCUAUUCUGCCUUUAAAGCCCUCUAAACAACACACAAAAACCUCCAACAUUGUUUUAUAUACAUCCUAUAAAUAUGUACAGUAUGUAAUGUAAUUGUUCUUUCCAUUUCGACAUAAAUAAUGCAUGCACUGCAGGCAAUUACAUAUCUUUUCAACUUUAAUAUUAUCUAAUUAUGCACAAGUGUCAAACACAAGGCCCACAGCUGAGCCACCACGCCAUUUUCUGUGGUCAACAAAUAUGAGAUGCCGAAUGUAAAAGUUCAGUCACACUUUUCUAGCAGAUAUAUGUCUCACAUUUAGCUCACUUUUUGCACAUUUAACACAAUAUUCUCACAUUGUCAUCAGACUGGAGGGGGGUCCCCACAUCUGCAGUCCAUUCCAAGGUUUCACAUUGUUCCCAUUGGGUUGAGUUCUUUCUAGCCCUGAUGUGGAAUCAGAUCCAAGGAUAUUGUUGUGGUUUGUGCAGCCCUUUGAGACAUUUGUGAUUAAAGGCUAAAUAAAUAAAACGAAACUGUUGCUGAGAGCAUCGUCUACCAAUUCAAACUCCUUGUGUGUUAAACGUUCUUGGCCAAUAAAUCUGAUUCUGAGAUAACACAGAGGAACUACUUUUCUGCUGUAGUGAUACAUUGCCUUGCUCCUCAUUCAUAACAACAAUCUGUGCUGACAAAGAAACAUAUGAACUACUAAGAUUAGACAACCAAAUGAUCUGUAAAGUCUAAGCUCACAUUUCAUCUUUUGUUUGUACACGGCUAGCUUGUCUGUGUAUACAGCUGUAAUAUCAUAUCAAGCAUUAUGUCCCCCUUAUGUCGUCUCUCGCGACGUCUGCCAUGAUUAGUUGUAGCAAACACAGAACAUGGAAAGAAUUUAUGGUAAUGCUUAAAAUGACCAAACUUCUGUAAAUAUUUCUUGUAAUCAUUAAUGUGUCUAUUACUACAUUACUUUCAUACCCACAGCAUGUAUAUGAAACCUCUGAGGUUUUUGGAGUUAUUUUUAGAGGGCUUUAUAGGCGAAAUAGGUCCAUCCCCAUUACCUGUAUUGUUAGCCGCCUCUUGCUAGCAGCUUUUCACUAUUUCGGACGCACAGAAAAUAAUUUUUGUUUCAUCUGACCACAGAACUUUCCUCCGGAAGGUCUUAUCUUUGUCCAUGGGAUGUCAGAUGAAACAAAAAUGUUGCUGUUUUGACACAAUAGCCAGCAAUAUGUGAAAAGGUGAGGCCUUUAAUCCUAGGAACACCAUUCCUAUCGUCUCCUAUCGUCAAGCAUGGUGGUGGUAGUAUUAUGCUCUGGGCCUGUUUGGCUGCCAAUGGAACUGGUGCUUUACAGAGAGUAAAUGGGACAAUGAAAAAGGAGGAUUACCUCCAAAUUCUUCAGGACAACCUAAAAUCAUCAGCCCGGAGGUUGGGUCUUGGGCGCAGUUGGGUGUUCCAACAGGACAAUGACCCCAAACACACGUCAAAAGAUGUAAAGGAAUGGCUAAAUCAGGCUAGAAUUAAGGUUUUAGAAUGGCCUUCCCAAAAGUCCUGACUUAAACAUGUGGACAAUGCUGAAGAAACAAGUCCAUGUCAGAAAACCAACACAUUUAGCUGAACUGCACCCAUUUUGUCAAGAGGAGUGCUCAAAAAUUCAACCAGAAGCUUGUGGAUGGCUACCAAAAGCACCUUAUUGCAGUGAAACUUGCCAAGGGACAUGUAACCAAAUAUUAACAUUGCUGUAUGUAUACUUUUGACCCAGCAGAUUUGCUCACAUUUUCAGUAAACCCAUAAUAAAUUCAUAAAUGAACCAAACUUCAUGAAUGUUUUUUGUGACCAACAAGUAUGUGCUCCAAUCACUCUAUCACAAAAAAAUGAGAGUUGUAGAAAUGAUUGGAAACUCAAGACAGCCAUGACAUUAUGU
This is a messenger RNA of Entelurus aequoreus (snake pipefish), 10514 nucleotides long. RefSeq names its product MKKS centrosomal shuttling protein (gene mkks). Gene Ontology annotation, biological process: protein folding; intracellular transport; cilium assembly. Gene Ontology annotation, cellular component: nucleus; kinociliary basal body; cytoplasm. The transcript is spliced from 4 exons. Gene Ontology annotation, molecular function: ATP binding. Bases 148 to 1833 code for a protein of 561 amino acids. Lineage: Eukaryota; Metazoa; Chordata; Actinopteri; Syngnathiformes; Syngnathidae. The record is from RefSeq and is a predicted model, not a curated record.